GCUGAGUCAAGGCCGACCUGCCCAAGACCCAUCUCGUAACCCGCCUGCCUAAAUUCCCGCUGACAGCCGUUCUCGGUGAAAAUGGCCGCCUCCGAGUCCGAUGAUCGGCUGUCGGCUUUCUCAAAGUCGGGCAUUUACCGAUUUGACGAUGCAAAUGCUUUUUUCGUCGAUCCUGUUCGGGUACUGAACCGGUGCUACACCAGGUUUAGGGUUUCUCCUUCCGCUUACUACUCCCGCUUCUUCCCCUCUUCGAUUUUUUCCACUGGAAAUUACAACAAUGUUCCCAAAAACUCGGGAAAACGUAAACGCCGCGAGAAAGAAAAGAAGAAAUCCCAAGCUCUCAACUUGCGGGAACAGAUGGCCGAUCGACGUCACCAGGAGGUGAGAGUAGCGUUGUUGAAGGCGCAUGAAGCAUUGCUUGGUGCUAGUCAAGUAUUGGAAACUUUGAGGAACUUGAGGGAUGAUGUGGAGGAGCGUGGUGGGGAUUCGAUUCUGCGGGAGAAUGAGCUCGAUUUUGUGGGGUUAGGGAGCGUUUGGCAAGCUCCAUUUUAUGAGAUUGUUCUUAAGGUUAAUGAAGAUGAGGCAGCAGUUGAAAAUGCAGGAUUUUGCGUCAUUGUUUGUAUGUAUGAGCUGGACAAUGUUAUUAUAUGUAUCUGCAUAUGCAAGAGACAGGUGGUGAGUCGUAUUAUCAAAAAGUGGUUCCGCUUUUUGAAACCCACGUCGCCAAUGAGGCAAGUAAUGAUAUGGAGGCUGAGUUAUUGGACCACAAGUACAUUUUGCCCAAGAAUAGUUGCUUCUACAUGGAAGUCUGACCUCAGGCAGAUUCACAACUUAAUUCCUGCGGAGUCUGAUUGUGGCUUCAAUCUUAUACUGAUCGAUCCUCCAUGGGAGAAUAGCAGUGCACAUCAGAAACUGAAGUACCCGACUUUGCCCAAUCGGUACUUUUUAUCUCUUCCUAUAAAGCAGCUUACCCAUACUGCUGGAGCCCUGGUAGCCUUGUGGGUAACCAAUAGGGAGAAAUUGCGGAACUUUGUGGAGAAUGAAUUAUUUCCCAAAUGGGGUGUCAAGUAUGCUACUACGUUUUACUGGCUGAAGGUGAAAGCAGAUGGCUCAUUGAUCAGUGAAUUGGAUCUCUUUCAUCACAGACCGUACGAGUGUCUUCUUCUGGGUUUUAGUCAUGGGAAGGAAAUGAAUUCUGAACAGUUGCUGAGACCAAACCACUUACCAGAUAAUCAAGUCUUUAUCAGUGUCCCAGGAGAUUAUUCAAGGAAACCCCCAAUUGGAGAGAUUCUGCUAGACUAUGUGCCAGGGUUUAAGCAUGCCCGCUGCAUUGAACUGUUUUCUAGGGAGAUGAUAGCAGGCUGGACUUCUUGGGGUAACGAACCCCUACACUUUCAAGAUUCAAAGUACUUUCUAAAGUACAAUUAAUUGAUCUCUACAUGAAAUGAAGGGCCUCAUGAUCAGAGAAGGUCAUCCUUUCCAUCCGAACCUCUGCUGACAUUCUGAUGAUCUUUGCUCACCAAUAUGUUCCCGUAUCCCUAUGAAAUCCAGCAUUCUCGGACGGAUUAGUUGAGGAAUUUCGAUUUGGUUUCUUAUUAAUAAGAUCUGAUUACUCCUCUCAGGAAGUAAUGACUCUCUGGAAGGCCAGCAGCCCAUUGUUCUAUGUCAUGUAGGCUUAUUAUCAGUCAACACAAAGAACCGGAUGGGAACUUGGCUCACGAGAGGUGCAUGGGAACUUGGCUCACGAGGACGAUUUCGCAGGACCCGAAGAAUAAACAAGUUAUAGCGGUGGGCAAUCAGGCUGGAAAUCUGUAUUUUGUGGAUAAAUCCUCCUUUGAUUAUGAUGUGAUAGAAUCUUGUAUUAAUAAUUCUUGUUUUACUUCACAUAAUUGUGCUGAUUCCUUGUGGCACUUGAGGCCGGGUCACCCCUCCUCUGUUGUAAUGCAGUAUAUUACAGAUAUUGAAACUGCAAUCUCACUUUGCAACCUGAAUUGUGAAGUCUGUCCUAUUGCGGAACAA
Messenger RNA from Sesamum indicum (sesame), 2019 nucleotides. The record is from RefSeq and is a predicted model, not a curated record. NCBI's taxonomy places the organism in Eukaryota, Viridiplantae, Streptophyta, Magnoliopsida, Lamiales, Pedaliaceae.